AUGUCUUAUAGGUCAAUUAAAAAGACAGAUACACCAUAAUUUAGAAUUCUAAGUGGUUAAAAAACAAGUCCAAAUAAGUUUAUUUAUAAAAAAUGUACUUCAAUCUGUGAUUCAUAAUUGACUCUACGAGAUUCUAAAAACAUUAAUCUUAAAUCAUAUAAUUAGAAUACUCCUACUAAAAAUACUAAAUUAUUUUUUUCAGACUAAUAAGAAACUUAAGAAAAGCAACCCUUAUAGUAAUUAUAAACACCUUGUAGAAAACCUCCCAGACCAUAGACACACCACAAAACAGAAUUUGAAGAAGUAGAAUUCAAUUAAUAAGACCUUCAAAAUGAAUAAAAAUAUAUUCAUUUGCAAUAAAAAUCAGAAUAAAAAGGAGAAAUAAAAAAUACUAAAAUAAACAAAUUUAACAUUAGUUUAUAAGAUCCAUAGUUCUAAAUCAGCAAUAACAAUUCUAAUUACACUGUGACUAGUAUCAGGAAAUAAUUAAGCACAAAAAUGUUAUUAAAAAAUUAAAAUUCCAAUAAUCCAGAAGAUCAAAAUUAUGAAUUCAAAAAGAGAAAUUGUAAUUCAUUUCAAUAGUAGUCAAAAUUAAAAGAAACUAAUUCUCAAAAUUCAUUCGGGAAUAUAUAAUAAAUCGAACCCAAUAAUUAAUAAACAUAGUAUCAAAACGAUGAUAUUAUCUAAAACAAUUAGAAUAAUAAAUAAUCUAAAAAUUCUGAAUAGUAAGAUUCUUAUGAUACUUCAACGUUAACUACCCUACAAAAGUCAAAAAGCUCCAGAAAAUUUAAUUUAAUAAAAAAAGUUUCUUAAGCAAAUUUUCAAAAUCAAUUACAUUUAGAAAAUAUUUUAGAAGUAACUAAUGGAUAAGAGAUUUCUUAAAAUAUUAUUUCAAAUUAAAUAAAUCAUAAUCAAUAAGAUAUUUUUAAUUAUUCAUCUGAGAACAGCGAACAAAAGUUUAUUAAAUAACUUAAUUAAAUAUAUUUACACAAUACUAAAUACUUAUUUUUAAAUUGUAAAAAUGAAAAUUGUAAUUAUUUUUGUAUAUUGACAUCAUUUCAUAGACAAGAUUAUUAUUGUUAAUAAUGUGAAAUGUUAAGUGUAAUAGGUGAUGUUUCCACAAAAAAAGUUAUCAAUAAAUGCAAUCACACUCUUAACUAUAAAGAGAUUAUUUAUAUAGUUUAAGAUGCAAUACAAUUUAAAAAACUUGCUCGUUGUAGUUCUUGUUAAUGGGAAAUAAGUUAUACUUAUAUUAAAAGAAUCGAUUUGACAAAACUAUAUAUUUAAUUAAAAUUAUAAUUAGAGAUUAAAAACUUAAAGAACUCUAUACUUAAGAAUACAUAAUUUUAAAUUGCUGAAUGUACAGGACCUGAAUGUGACUUCUUUACCUUAUGGAAUCCUAACUAACCUAAAUUAAAAUAAGGAUUUUGUAUUUUUUGUGAUAAAAGGAUUGCUUUUAAAAUGGAUCACCCUAGUUAAAAUAUUCUUUAUUAGAUUAAUUGUGGACAUGAGAUUACAACUUAAAAAUUAUUAGGGUUAUCUUCAGAUGCAUAAAUUUUAAAGGAAUUUGCUAAAUGUCCAUAAUGCUAGGUUAUAAUAUCCUUAAAGUAAUUUAAGUAAUUAGACUCAUAGGGUGAAUAAUACAUUGAAUAUGCAAUCAAAAAAUAAUUAGAUAUACUGA
Messenger RNA from Paramecium primaurelia, 1681 nucleotides. The record is from the annotation of a GenBank genome assembly. NCBI's taxonomy places the organism in Eukaryota, Ciliophora, Oligohymenophorea, Peniculida, Parameciidae.